AUACAAUCUGUUAUACCUGAUCUCAUCAUACAAUCUGCUAUACCUGAUCUCAUCAUACAAUCUGCUAUACCUGAUCUAAUCAUACAAUCUGUUAUACCUGAUCUCAUCAUACAAUCUGCUAUACCCGAUCUCAUCAUACAAUCUGUUAUACCUGAUCUUAUCAUACAAUCUGUUAUACCUGAUCUAAUCAUACAAUCUGCUAUACCUGAUCUAAUCAUACAAUCUGCUAUAAAUGAUAUCAAUAUACAAUCUGCUAUAUCUGAUCUAAUUAUACAGCGUUAUACAGUCUGUGAUACCCGAUCUCAUCAUACAAUCUGUUAUACCUGA
Molecule: messenger RNA, 327 nt
Organism: Lottia gigantea (owl limpet)
Lineage: Eukaryota; Metazoa; Mollusca; Gastropoda; Lottiidae
Exons: 1
Source: RefSeq, a predicted model, not a curated record